Messenger RNA from Acomys russatus (golden spiny mouse), 993 nucleotides. Its product is annotated as taste receptor type 2 member 124-like. Lineage: Eukaryota; Metazoa; Chordata; Mammalia; Rodentia; Muridae. The transcript has a single exon. Gene Ontology annotation, cellular component: membrane. Gene Ontology annotation, molecular function: bitter taste receptor activity; G protein-coupled receptor activity. Gene Ontology annotation, biological process: sensory perception of taste; G protein-coupled receptor signaling pathway; detection of chemical stimulus involved in sensory perception of bitter taste. Bases 1 to 993 code for a protein of 330 amino acids. The record is from RefSeq and is a predicted model, not a curated record.
AUGGAACCUGUUAUGCACAGCGUCUUUAUCAUUGUGGUAGUUGCGGAGUUUAUUUUGGGGAAUUUGAGCAAUGGUUUGAUAGUGCUGAAAAACUGCAUUGACUGGAUCAGCAAAAGAGAGCUUUCAACAGUUGACCAAAUACUAAUUAUGUUGGCAAUAUCCAGAAUUAGUCUCAUGUGGGAAAUACUACUUGCUUGGGUUAAAAAUCCAUCAAUUUCACCUACUACCGGAGAAGAAUUAAAAAUAAUUGUGUUCAGCACUGUAUUGUCUAGUCACUUCAGUCUCUGGCUGGCGACAUCCCUCGGCAUCUUUUAUCUACUCAGAAUAGCUAACUGCUCCUGGCAGAUCUUUCUCUACUUGAAAUGGAGACUUAAACAACUGAUUGUGGGGAUGCUGCUGGGAAGCUUGACCCUCUUGCUUGCAAAUCUAAUGCACAUGACCAUCAUUUUUGAGAAGUUGUAUCAAUACGGAGGAAACAAAAGCAUGAAUUUCCCAGAUAUAGAAUUGAAUCAACAUGGAGGAAAUUCAAGUAUGAAUUCUAUGGAAACUGAGUUUUCAGUGCUGCCAGAGCUGAUCUUAUACAGCAUGACUAUGUUUUCUGUAUUACCAUUUUCAUUGGCCUUUAUUUCUUUUCUUCUGCUAAUCUUCUCUCUGUGGAAACAUCUCCAGAAGAUGGAGUUCAAUUCCAGAGGUCAUGGAGACCCUAACUCCAAGGUCCACAUGAAAGCCUUGAUAGUUAUGGUCUCCUUCCUACUGUUCUACACCAUGUUCUUCCUGUCCCUCCUUACAGCGUGGGCCACUCAGAAGCAUCACAGGGAUCUGGUUCAAGUUAUUUGUACAAUAACUGGACUCAUGUAUCCUUCAGCUCACCCGUUUAUCCUGAUUUUUGGAAAUUCUAAAUUAAAGCAGACUUCUCUUUGGGUGCUGAGGUUUCUGGGAUGUAGGCUGAAAGGGCAGAAUAUACCAACUAUAUAUGUGUCAUCCAAACAAUAG